This is a messenger RNA of Thrips palmi, 5282 nucleotides long. RefSeq names its product gamma-tubulin complex component 6 (gene Grip163). The coding region runs from base 177 to 5105 and encodes 1642 amino acids. Gene Ontology annotation, cellular component: spindle pole; equatorial microtubule organizing center; gamma-tubulin complex. The transcript has 20 exons. Gene Ontology annotation, molecular function: microtubule minus-end binding; gamma-tubulin binding. Gene Ontology annotation, biological process: microtubule nucleation; mitotic cell cycle; meiotic cell cycle. The record is from RefSeq and is a predicted model, not a curated record. NCBI's taxonomy places the organism in Eukaryota, Metazoa, Arthropoda, Insecta, Thysanoptera, Thripidae.
CCAUGCUGCUACUUGCACGCCAAUGCUAUGGGCGCGCUUCUCCAGGGCACGAAGUGUCAAAGAGAAAUGGUAAACAAUCCAGCUAGGAUUAGGUAAAAGAGUUUGGUUAGGUGUUCUCCAAGCUGUCAAGACAAUUGUCAUUUAUCUUUCAUCAUUCGCGGUGCACCCCAGUUAAAAUGUCAAAUACGGAUGAAACGAGUGUCUACAAGCUUAUUUCACGUUUGAGUGAAAUAUUGGUGAGAGAAAACAAUUGUCCCUUGUCUGGUAACCAACAAACCCACUGUGUGAACAAGGCCCGGUCAGUCAUUUAUGGAACUAUUUUGAAAAAACAGCAUGUCCAAGAAGUGUCAAAUUUAUCAAAGAAAUUUGAGCAUAUGAAUCCUCUGUCAUGUUUGAUUGCGUGGAGGUUUCUUCUCAGUAAUAUAAAUAAGACAAAGGAAUCUUGUGAACUUGACGAUGCCAUCAGAGAGGCCUUCGAUACAGGAUGGGAAGAUGCUCCCAACCCAGUCUUAAGAACACUCAUCUGCCUUGCUGAAGAUUCCAGUUCAGCCUCUUUUAGUGAAGGAGAUUCCAAUGAGCCCUUUUCAUUAUCUGAAAAACUUGGCUUUACUUCUUUAAAACAGGAUACUCAAUUUCUAGGUGCAAAGCAAUCUAGGAUUUAUCCAUCUUUGCAUCCAGAUGUUUUUAAGCCUCCUGCAUGGAUGAACCUUAGUCAGAGUGCAUCUUCUUUUGGUGGCUAUGCUACUUCUUUCCCAUUCAACAAAGAGCCAGGGAAGGGUCUCCCCCUCUUUGAAAGAUUUAGUGGGUUAUGUCCAAAGGGACAUACUUCAGAGCGUUCUGUGUAUCAAGUACGAACAAUUCCACCCUUGACUGGCCCUAGCGAGUUAAAUCUUUCAUCAAAUUUUACCCCACCGAAUUUGGAAGAUGAAGGGUACUUCACCCCAAUAACUGAAUCUGCAAACCCUAAUCAUGCAUUUUCUAACAAUGAAUAUAAAGACCCAACAGAAAUUUGGUCAAAGGCGCUAAAUGUUAAUUUGCCUGAACGGAAAACAUGGGAAUCACUGGGUAUCAUUGAUACCAAGCCUGAACCAAGUUUCCUAUCUGCAGGUGGCCCAAAAGCUGUUGAAAAUUUAUCUGUUCUCGUCAGUAUUUACCAGGAUGUUCUUAAAACUCAACACAUUCGCGACCCUAAACCAACAUCCAGGGCUGAUUUCACUCGUGAUGUCUUUUUUCUUCUAAAUGGCCUGGAGUCCAGCAUAUUUCCUUUUAUUCAGGAAAGUGACUGCUUUGUAGUACGGAAUGGUAUCUGGCUUGAGGGCUACAGCGUGCAGGGCACCAGGACCCUGUGUCAGGACUUUUUAUACUGUGGAACUCACUUCCGAAGACUUGAGAAACUGUCACACUCUUCUGUGGCUCUGGAAAAUGAUGGAUUAAUCAUAUGUGCAUUAUUGGCUUGUGUGCAACGUUGGACUCAGUUCUAUCGGGGAGCUGUUCUAAUUCUUUCAUCUCAUGUCAAAUCUCAAGGAAAUUCUAUCUUACUGUAUGAAUUAUUGGAGCACAUACAGUCUCUUAAAAACCAGGUACAGUGCCUAUCAACCUUAUGUCGUGUAGAUGGCAUGAAAGAUGAGUCAUCAACUCUACCAAGUGGUGUUGCUUUGUUGGCACACAUAUACAGGGAAGCUUGUAAAUCAAACAACCAGCAAAGUAACCUUCUUUACUCAGCCUUAAAGUCAUGCUGUGAGGUCUAUUUACAUUGCCUUGGGCGAUGGAUAUUCUUGGGAGACUGCACAGAUAAGACAAAUGAAUUUUUUGUCCGCAAAGACAUAAAAUUUUCUGGUCAUCGAGACCGAUCUUUCUGGGUUCAAGGGUUUAUUUUAGAUAAAAAAGCAGUGCCUGGAUUUCUUCAAGGAUUAGAAACUGCAGUAUUUGAUUGUGGACGAGCAAUGAAUCUCCUACAGCUUUGCAGUCCACAACAUCCUUUGUGUGUGUGGUUAGAGAAAGAGCACCCCACUAUACAUUGCUGCUUAUACAAGUCAGAUUUAGGGAAGGUUCAAAAAGAAUGUGCUCAUUUUGAGGAAGAGGCGCAAAGAGUGUGUGGUGAAUUACUGACAGCAUCAAAGCUCUUCCAAGAGGAAAGUGAUCGAGAGGCCCAUUUGCAUGUUUUAAUGCAGAAAGCACAGAAACAGAGAGAAGCAAUUCGAGCAUCACUAAAAAUGCAAUUAGAAAGAGAAAAGGCUGAAAUGAAAGAAAAACAGAAUGCUGAUCUGAAGGCCCAAAUUCAAGAAGUGCAGCUGAGAAAAGCAGCUGAAAAAGAGAAAAAUAGAAUAGAAGAUGAACUGUAUCUCCUUCAAUGCAAACGUCUAGAUGAAGCUGCCAAGUUUAUUGAAGAGGAAGAAAGGCUGAAAAUGUUAGCCCACUAUGAAGAGCUAGGAAAAAUUGUUGACAAACAAAAUCAGCAUCGAGAGUGGCAAUUGAAACGUCUCAAAAUGGCGGACGUUAGACAGACAUUUCUCUUUGAAGACAGCUUAAGCCUAGCCAAGGAAAACCUUAAAGCAGAGAAAAAUGCCAGAGCAAGAAUCGAGCUUGAAGAUAAUACAUCUGAAUCACAGAUGAUAUUGCAAACUCCAUGCCUUUCAAAGAGUGUUUCACCCUCACCUUCAUCCAAGGAAAACACUACAAGUGAAUCUCUGUGCCAAACAGAACAUUCAGACUUCUUUCAUGAAGUAGAAGGAUUUGGUAUAAGUUCUGGAGAGUUAUUAAGGCCUCAAUAUUGUGAAAAUGUGGAGAGUGCUGAAAAUUGUGUCAUUACUUCUGUUUUGGGUCAUGCAUCUGAUGAGGAACUUCCAAAAGUAACAAAUUUAGAAGAACCACUGAUUAGUUUGUCAAGUCAGACCUCGGGAACUUCUGGAAGAGAUGCAACAUCUGAAUCCAAAGAUAAACCUAUCAGUGAUCUUGAAAGAAAUCGUCAGAGAGUUCUUACACAAAAUGUAUGCUGGAAUCCAGAUAAGAUUGAUACAUCUGAGACAGAUGCAAAAUGUGGAAUGAAAGAUGAAGCUUUGUCCGAUCUUGCUAAGACCCGUCAAAGAGUUCUCUUUCAAGACUGGAGGUCAAAAGAAAAUGUCAGUGCUGUAAAGAAUCCUAGUGUGGAUUCUGGAGUGACCAUGGAAUGGGAAAGGAAUAGACAAAAAGUGCUUGGAGAAGAGUUCAACAUUUUGACUGGAAUAAAAAGCUCAGAGUUUUCGGGUGAAACAAGUCAGCUUAAGGGUAUAGAAGAAACAUCACACUUAAGUGACCUUCAGAAAAACAGGCGAAGAGUUUUAGGUGAAGAGUAUAAUAUAUUGACUGGAGAAAAGACAUCAGCAAAAAAUAGCAGUGCAUCUAUACCUGCAGUUAUGACAACAACAGACUCGGGAGUUGGGACAUUGACAUUAGAAUCAGAAUGUGAAACCCAAUCAAAUGUAGUUUCUGAAACAUUACAGAAAGAAACAUCAGUUGCUAAAGUCAACCAGGAAUGUGAAAGCACUAAAUCUAAGCUGUCUGUUUGUUUAGAUGAAGGACUGAGUGGUGCAGACAAAAACCGAAAUGAAGCAAGUGACACACCCAGUUUUGAAAGACCCAAGAUCUUGCCUGUUGUGUCAAAUUCCUUUUCCUUUGUGUCACCUCUCACAACACCUUUAAGUCAUAAUGAUAUGCCGGUAUUUACAAAUCCGUUUAGAGGUACGAACAGUUUACCCAAUGAGCUACCCUUGACUACCCCACUCACAGAUUUCUGUGGUGAAAAUCCAAAGUAUUUUGAAGUUUGUGGUAUGCCAUUAACAUAUGACAUUGCUGACAAUUUUGCUCUAAAAUUUGAUACUCAAAUCAACUAUGAUCUGGUUUCGAGAGACACAGUGGAUCAUAAAAAAAGUGAUGAUGAAUUAUCUAAAGCUUUACCCAACACAUCAUGGAUAGAAUCAUCUUUGCAAACAUGUUUACUUCUUCCUUUAAGAGUGCAGUAUAAAUUUGUUUCCGCUGCACUCCUUCACCAUUUUUUGGUUGAUCUACGUCUGCUUUCCCACUUUCGAAGUUUAAGAUCCUAUUAUUUUAUGCAAGAUGGAGAAUUUGGUCGUCACCUCACUGUGAAAUUGUUCACCCAAAUGUAUCAGGUUUCAGCUCCUCAUCUCUUAUUCAAUCCAUCCUCAUUGGAGAGAAUAAUGAAAGAAGCGCUUGCUAGUUCGCAAGGCACAUCUGAUCCAAAUCACCACCUCAUUUCUCUAACUGCGGACAGAGCCUCUGUGCCUCAUCACUUUUCACAUUCUUCCCCAAAUGUACUUGAUUUUAUUCAACUAUCUUACAAAGUGAAAUGGCCUCUUAACUUAAUUCUGACACCAGAUGUACUUCAAAAAUACAAUGUGAUAUUUUUGUUUGUGAUACGUUUAAAACGAGUUGCAUGGCUCCUACAAGAAGACUUUGUUGCUUUGAAAAACACUGCUCGGGGAUGCUUCAAAGAACAACACAGAGAUCUGAUCAACUCACCUCAAUAUCAUCAGGUGCAAAUGAUUCGACAAAAUAUGAGCCAAUUUUUACAAGCAACCCUAAAUUAUGUUAGUAGCUCAGUGCUUUAUGCCAGCUGGGCAGACUUUGCAUCAUCAUUGAAGCAGGCAACGACUCUUGAUCACAUAUACAAUGCUCAUAUAGAAUAUAUAAAGCGUCUUUUAAAAAGAUGUCUACUGAACACCAAUUUCAAGAGAGUGGAGGGAGUUCUCUCAAAAAUCCUAGUUUGCAUUAUCAAGUUUCAUAGUAUUAUGAGAACACGUCCUUGGCAAAUGCCAAGCAAAGUACAAGGCCAACGAUCCAUCUUCUUAGAGCAUCCAAAUUUCCAGCAGUUGAUGGCUUGCUCUUCCCAUUUUAAGAUGCAGGUAUGCAAGCUCAUAAGUUACCUAGAAAGAAGCAUUUCACCUCCGAAUCAUCAUUAUUUUCUCUCUGAAUACCUUCUGCUCUUGAACAUAAAUGGCUUCUACAAAUCAUCUGAUUACAUUACACAUGCAGAAAAUGUCAAUGAAAUGGAAGGAAAAUCAUCUGUUAGCUCACAACCUACCAGCACGAGAACUUCUCAUGUGUCCUAGGGAAAUUUGAUUUCUUUUUCAGAUACAUAAAUGCCUUUUUGGUAAGCUAAUUUUAAAAGAUUUAUUACUUGUUCUUUUUUUAACUUAGUUGAUGGAUUCUAAGCAUAAAUGGAAACAUCUGGUCUCAAUAAAUGUGAUAUUAAUUUUUAUUAUUAAAAUUUUUGAUUAGUGAUUGAA